Gigantopelta aegis is the source of this 515-nucleotide messenger RNA. RefSeq names its product spermatogenesis-associated protein 13-like. NCBI's taxonomy places the organism in Eukaryota, Metazoa, Mollusca, Gastropoda, Neomphalida, Peltospiridae. The annotation marks the transcript as partial. The transcript is spliced from 4 exons. The record is from RefSeq and is a predicted model, not a curated record.
AUAUUUUGGUCGCAGGAGCGCUACUUCUUCUUGUUUGACCAUCAGCUUGUAUACUGCAAGAAGGAUUUGCUAAAGAAGAAAAGUUUUGGCUACCGGGGUCGUAUUUACCUCGACCAUGUUGAAAUUAUCCCCAUAGAGGAUGGUAAAGAUUCUCAGUACAACGUGACGGUGCGCAAUGCGUGGAAGAUUCACGAGACUCGUAGAGACAAGUGGUACCUACUCGUCGCGAAGACGUCGCAGAUCAAACAACGAUGGUUGAAAGCGUUCCAGGAUGAGCGACGGAGAGUGCGUGAAGAUUUGGAAAAUGAUUUCAAUAUUCCUGCCCAUGUGAAACAGAGAGCUAUAAAUCAUCUGAAACAGAAAAAUAAUCCCAAGCCAAAAGGUACGAGUUGUAGAAUGAUACAACUGUUUGAUAUUUUGUUGAUGAAUAAAAUCAACGGCUUUCUAAAACAUGCUUAUCAAAGUUGGUGAAUAAUCUAACAAAAUCUUAAAUAUUUAUUAAUGUAAACAGACAU